AUGCCACCCAAACGCAAGCGGUCGUCUGUCGAUACCGCGCAAUCGAGGGGAGAGAUGCCACCACCCUCACCUCCCAAGCGCAGAGCAUCAACUCGCAACUCCGCCUCUGCCGCCACUGUCAAUCCAGAUGUCAGCGGCGAGGUGAUCGAUGCGCCGAACGCAGCACGCGCUUCUCCGUCGAAGGAGAUCAAUGAGGAGAUUGUUCCAUCGCUGGUCAAACAAGAGAACGGGACAACAGGCGAAAGUCCUCUGAGCGAUGCGCCGGAUGUUAUUGAGGCGCCGCCGAAGAAACGAGGCCGACCGAAGAAGGCGAGCGUGGAAGAACAAGUCAAAGGCAUUGAGAAUGCGAUUGAUACUGUUGUUCAAGAGGCUGCGGACGAUGCUGCCCAGCCGAAGAAGGGCAAGGGUGGGAAGAAGCUGGUGAAGCAGGAGGUUAAACAGGAAGACACUGAGGCGCAAGCGACAACAUCUACUGCAGCGCCAGCCACGGCAGCACCAAAGAAAAAGAAAGGCUCGAACGAUGAGCCUGCGGAUCCGGAGGCAGAUGAAGACGAAGAAGCGGACGAGGAGGAGGUCAAAGAAGCUCUGUCUCGGCCACCACCUGUCAACAGCGACUACCUUCCACUGCCAUGGAAGGGCAGGCUGGGAUAUGCUUGUCUCAAUACAUAUCUCCGCAUGUCCAAUCCUCCUGUGUUCAGCUCAAGGACGUGCCGGAUCCAGUCGAUACUCGAACAUCGCCAUCCUCUCCAGGAUCCAACCCAGCCAGAACAUCCUACCAAAAACCGCCCGGAUCGUAACAAGCCAGCCGACGUGGAGCUGGGAAAGCGGUAUGUUGAGGCAUUAUGCCUCGCUAACGUCAAGGACAUUAUCAAAAUGGUGAGGUGGAAUGAUCGCUACGGUAUCAAGUUCUUCCGUCUCAGCAGCGAGAUGUUCCCGUUCGCUUCGCACCCGGAGUAUGGCUACAAGCUUGCACCCUUUGCAUCUGAAGCUCUUGCAGAAGCCGGAAAGGUCAUAGCAGAGUUGGGCCACAGAGUCACAACUCAUCCUGGCCAAUUUACUCAGCUUGGGAGUCCAAGGUCAUCGGUCAUCGACAAUGCCGUUCGCGAUCUGGAGUACCACGAUGAGUUGCUAUCCCUCCUCAAGCUUCCAGAGCAGCAGGACAAAGACGCCGUCAUGAUCCUGCACAUGGGCGGUGUCUUUGAAGGCAAGGCAGAAACCCUACAGCGGUUCCGAGAGAACUAUGCCAAGAUGCCGCAGGGAGUCAAGGAUCGCCUUGUCCUUGAAAACGAUGAUGUAUCUUGGACAGUCCACGAUCUACUGCCGAUCUGUGAAGAGCUGAACAUCCCAUUCGUGCUCGACUACCAUCACCACAACAUCAUGUUCGAUUCCUCGCAAAUCCGGGAAGGAACCGCUGAUAUCGUUGAGCUCUACCCGCGCAUCAAGGCGACGUGGGACAGGAAGGGCAUCACGCAGAAGAUGCACUACUCUGAGCCCACUCCUGCUGCCAUCACCGGGCGGCAACGGCGAAAGCACAACCCACGGGUGGCGACGCUGCCGCCAUGCGCCGUGGACAUGGACCUUAUGAUUGAGGCGAAGGACAAGGAGCAAGCUGUGUUUGAGCUUAUGCGGAUCUUCAAGCUUCCCGGCUACGACACCUUCAACGACGUGAUACCAUACACGAGAAACGAUGACAACAAGGCUGCCGAUGCUGCUGCCAAGAAGAAAGCUCGAACGAAGAAGAAGGCGGCGGACGAAGAGGAAGAGCAGCCUGCACAACAACUUAUCCCGGAUGACGAGGUCGGCAUGGGUGGGCCGGAGGGCAGGGUCUACUGGCCGCCGGGCAUGGAGGAAUGGUUAAGGCCGAAGAAGAAAGAGGUGAAGAAGAAGGAGCCUGGUGAGAAGACAGCUGCUCAGAUCAAGAAGGAGAAGACGCAGGCGGAGAAGUUGUAUGCGGCGCGGGAAGCUGAGAAGGCUGGGGCGAACGGCGUAUCUACGGCUGAAGGCGCGGAUAGUGAUGUUGAUGCGACGCCCGCGACGAAGAAGGCAAAGGCUGCGAUGAAGAAGAAGGAGCAAGCGAAGGCUGCAAAGACUGCCACUGCUACUACCGAGUCUGCUCCACCGAAGAGCAGUGCGAAGAAGACCAAGGUCAAGAAAGAGGCUCCUAUGCCGAGCCCACCGAGCGAGGAGUCGGAGGAGCCUGAGGAGCCUGAGCUGGAUGACGAGGAUGAUGAAGAGCCUGUCGUUCCGGCGAAGAGGUCAGCCGCAGGUGGCAGGAGAGCAGGCGGCAGGAAGGCGAAGCAAGCGGUCAGCUAUAACGAAGAUGACGCGGAGAUGGACGAGGAGUAG
Messenger RNA from Saxophila tyrrhenica, 2346 nucleotides. RefSeq lists its product as uncharacterized. Gene Ontology annotation, molecular function: endonuclease activity. NCBI's taxonomy places the organism in Eukaryota, Fungi, Ascomycota, Dothideomycetes, Mycosphaerellales, Extremaceae. Gene Ontology annotation, cellular component: mitochondrion; nucleus. The transcript has a single exon. Gene Ontology annotation, biological process: response to UV; mitochondrial DNA repair; nucleotide-excision repair. The record is from RefSeq and is a predicted model, not a curated record. The coding region runs from base 1 to 2346 and encodes 781 amino acids.